GUAAUUUGCCGUGGCCAGGAGCGCGUUCGAUUAUGUCUACAAGACGACAACCAUGCUUCAGCAAUCAGCAGUCAGCACACUCGACUUGAGUGGGAGAAGCAAUCUUGCAGUGUAGUGAGAGGAACACACAUUCGAGAAAUAGAGCGAAAAUGAGGAGGAGAUUCGGCGGCUAUGCUGCUUCAAUUCUUCUUCUACUUCUUCCGGUUUUAACAUUAUUAGGCACGGCGGCGGAAAGUGAAUUUUCGGCGGCGGCGGCGGCGGCGGCGGAAAUCAUAUCGAGAUUCCAGGCAUACCUCAGAAUCGACACCGCCCAACCCGAGCCAAGGUACGGAGAAGCGGCGGAUUUCAUAAUCUCUCAGGCGAAAUCCCUAUCCCUGGAAACUCAGAUUGUAGAAUUCGUGAAGGGGAAGCCUGUGGUUAUCCUCAAGUGGCCUGGCAAGGAUUCCUCCCUCCCCACUAUCCUCCUCAAUUCCCACACCGACGUCGUCCCUUCCGAGCCUCACAAGUGGUCGCACCCGCCUUUUGGCGCCCAAAUCGAUCGCGCCACCGGUAACAUCUACGCCAGGGGCUCCCAGGACAUGAAAUGCGUCGGCCUCCAGUACUUGGAAGCGAUUCGCAGCCUCAAGGCUUCUGGAUUCCAGCCUAUCCGCACCGUCUACCUCUCCUUCGUCCCCGAUGAGGAAAUCGGUGGCCACGACGGCGCUGAGAGCUUUGCACAUUCUGAUAUCUUUUCGAAGAUGAACGUCGGGAUUGUGCUCGACGAGGGGUUGGCUUCCCCCACGGAUAACUACCGCGCCUUCUACGGUGAGAGGUCCCCUUGGUGGUUAAUUAUCAAGGCAGUUGGGGCCCCUGGACACGGUGCCAAGCUCUAUGAUAAUUCUGCCAUGGAGAAUCUUUUUACGAGUAUUGAAAGUAUAAGGAGGUUCAGGGCUGCUCAGUUUGACUUAGUCAAGGCUGGCCUCAAGGCUGAAGGAGAAGUCAUUUCUGUUAAUAUGGUGUCUUUGAAAGCUGGCACCCCUUCCCCCACGGGCUUUGUCAUGAACUUGCAGCCGUCUGAAGCAGAAGCAGGCUUUGAUAUUCGAGUUCCACAAACGGAGGGCAUGACAUUUUCUGGUGAAAUACCAUACUUCAUGUAAAGUCAGAGAGUCAGAGACACCUACAAGUAAUUGAACCGUCCUAGACAGCACAAUGUUUCACGAAUGCCAUGAUCAAAUACUUCUUGACUGCCUUCCAUGCAUAGUCCUCUGUGGCAUAGAAUGAUCUCCAUUUCAAAACAUCUAAUCUUGUGAAACAUUGGAUUGGGGCUACUUAAAUUACCAUGGCAAUGAAAACGAGAAAUUGAGCAA
This is a messenger RNA of Ipomoea triloba (trilobed morning glory), 1346 nucleotides long. Its product is annotated as aminoacylase-1-like. The transcript is spliced from 4 exons. Gene Ontology annotation, molecular function: aminoacylase activity. NCBI's taxonomy places the organism in Eukaryota, Viridiplantae, Streptophyta, Magnoliopsida, Solanales, Convolvulaceae. The record is from RefSeq and is a predicted model, not a curated record. Gene Ontology annotation, biological process: amino acid metabolic process. Bases 150 to 1136 code for a protein of 328 amino acids. Gene Ontology annotation, cellular component: cytoplasm.